UGAAGCACUGGUAGUCAAUAACGUCACACACAGUGCAUCAUCCCUAUGGCGACCGGUGUAUGCAUUGAAUGCGCUAAACAUACGGCAAUGCGAGCAAUGGUUGGCCAAUACGACUGCACUGUUAAAAGGCAUGCCUUUCGCUGCGAAACUCACGUGUGUUUCACUCAAUGCACUGUUAAUUGGAUUUAGUUUUUGAUUUGAUUUGUGGACACAAUCUAUAAAUAGUGUUAUAUUUAUAGUCUAUUUGUCAUUAGUUUUAUUGUAAUCAUAAUUAUCGCACGAAAUGCCAAAAUCCAAACGAAAUCGUUUCGUAUCGCUGACAUCGACUCAGAAGAAGACAUUCUCGCAAAUCAAGGAAAAGCUGGUUAACGAUGUGAGGCAGUGUUGCGAUCGGUUCCACCGAUUGUUCAUAUUUUCGGUGCAAAACAUGCGAAACGCGAAGCUUAAGGAAGUCCGCAAUGAGUGGAAGGACAGUCGGUUCUUCUUCGGCAAAAACAAAGUGAUGACAAUUGGUUUGGGAAAGACUAAGGAAACGGAAUAUAAAGACAAUUUGCAUAAACUUAGUGGUCGUCUGUACGGACAGUGCGGUCUACUCUUCACCAAUAGGUCCGCAAAAGAGGUUCAAAAAUGGUUUGACGACUACGCGGAGACGGACUUCGCCCGAUCGGGAACUGUGGCCACAGAGACGGUGGUGUUGGACGCGGGCCCUCUCGAAGACUUCGCCCAUUCCAUGGAACCGCACUUAAGGAAACUGGGAAUGCCUUCUGCGCUCAACAAAGGGGUCAUCACUCUUCUCAAAGACUACGAGGUGUGCAGAGAAGGCGUUCCCCUCACCUCAGAACAGGCCAGCAUUCUGAAACUGUUGGGCAAUAAAAUGUCAGAAUUUAAGAUCACUUUAGAAGCCGUUUGGGAGUCAGACGGCUAUUACGAGGAGUACAGACCGGCGGAGCGACAGGAAGUGCCGGAAAGGGAUGACUCGGGAUUGAAACGAAGCGUAAAACAUAAGAGGAAUAAGAGACAGAAGAAGAGUAAAGCAGUGGUCGAGACAACUGAUGAACACAUGAGUGAUAGUGAAGACAAUGCCAACGAAGAGGUGAUGACUGAUGACGAGGACUGAGUGGUCGACUCAUUGAACUAAUCUCUCAAAUAUUUUUUAAUUCAUUUAAUAAAUCUUUUCAUAAAAUAAAGUUUGAUUACAAUUAGAGCUCAGUUCUCAUACAGUGGUCAUUGAGUGACACUUUAUGUAAAGAGACCUCCGAUUGAGUCGC
Molecule: messenger RNA, 1268 nt
Organism: Oppiella nova
Lineage: Eukaryota; Metazoa; Arthropoda; Arachnida; Sarcoptiformes; Oppiidae
Source: the annotation of a GenBank genome assembly